Molecule: messenger RNA, 1992 nt
Organism: Zootoca vivipara (common lizard)
Lineage: Eukaryota; Metazoa; Chordata; Lepidosauria; Squamata; Lacertidae
Gene: GSTZ1
Product: glutathione S-transferase zeta 1
Biological process (GO): L-phenylalanine catabolic process; glutathione metabolic process
Cellular component (GO): cytoplasm; mitochondrion
Molecular function (GO): maleylacetoacetate isomerase activity; glutathione transferase activity
Source: RefSeq, a predicted model, not a curated record
CAGCUGCCUCUCUGAAAUAUGCAUUUUCUAGGGGUGUUCUCUUUUAAAUUCGUGCUUGCCGCCCUAAAUCCUAAGGGAUAAAGAGGACCAGUUUUAAGACUUUUUGAAUGAGCUGAAACUACAACUCCCAGAAUCCCACCGACUCACGGGAAAAGCGUCUACUCUCGAACAAAGUCUCCAUUCAAGGCUGGCCGGCAGUAAAACGCCAGCGCGGAACAUAGCCAAUGCCCUGUUGAGCAAAAAAACAUAACUUCGUUCUUCAGCUAGAGAAAGACGAGGGACUGCACAGGAUGUGUGCCGCAUUAGCGAAGCCUGUCCUCUAUACUUAUUUCAGAAGUUCCUGCACCUGGAGAGUGAGAAUUGCACUGGCUCUGAAAGGAAUUGUCUAUGAUUCAGCACCUGUCAAUCUUGUGAGGGAUGGAGGGCAGCAGCUGACAUCAGAGUACCAAGCAGUGAACCCAAUGCAGCAAGUCCCAGCCCUCAAAAUUGAUGGCAUCACCCUCGCGCAGUCAAUAGCAAUAAUAGAGUACCUGGAGGAGACGCGUCCAAAACCUAGUCUCCUGCCCCAGGAUCCAAAGAAGAGAGCCCAGGUGCGGAUGAUCUCAGAGCACAUUGCUUCUGGAAUUCAACCCUUGCAGAACUUGAGUGUCCUGCAGCAAUUGGGUGAGAAGAAGCAAGACUGGGCAAAUAACUGCAUUUCUCGUGGUUUCAAAGCUUUGGAGCAGAUCCUGCAUGAAACAGCUGGGCGCUACUGUGUUGGGGAUGAGGUAACCAUGGCUGACCUAUGCUUGGUCCCCCAAGUUUUCAAUGCCGAGAGGUUUAAAGUGGAUCUUACACCAUUCCCCACAAUAAACAGAAUCAACAAAGCUCUCUUGGAAUUAGAAGCGUUCCAAACCAGCCACCCAUCACGGCAGCCAGAUACCCCUUCAGAACUAAGAGUCUAAAGCUGCCCCAUUUUCUUAGUGAGGAGGAUUUGGGCAGAUUUUUUUUUAAAAAAAAUAUAUGAUUAUGUUUUUUUAUCUUGUGAACUGCCAUGAGACCUGCAGGUGGUAUAUAAAUUUAAUAAAUAGUAAUAUUUUUCCCAUAAAGGGACUCUCCUAUGUGCCACCAUCUAGGAAGAACCACAACUUGAAUGAUUUCCUGCUAAGAGAGGGAGAUGCACUCCACCAGCAUGUUUUAUUCUGGUUUUAUUCUGUGAACAGCCCUGAGACCCUCGGGUAUAGGGUGGUAUAUAAAUUCAAUAAUAAUAAUGAUGAUGCAACUACAUUAAAGCACUUAACAAGACCUAACCCUUGAUCAUGUUUUGACAAUUGUAAAAGGAAAUUAAAAGAAAAAAGAGGUUCUGACUAUUCUGUGUGUGAGGUUCAGUUGAUAUUAUCUUGCUUGUUAUACUCUAGGUGGCAAAGGUACCAUCCUGCUGGCUGGACUGCACAAAAAUUUAGACAAAACAGCAGCUUAACUACUUUUAACAAAUAACUUCCUCAGUAGCACCCCAGGCAGCAAGCAAGCAAGCUUUUUUUUCCUGUCCAAAGGCCUAAAUCAUAAAUCCCAUUUAUUUACGUUGUAGAAGUAAAUGGAAAAGCCUUCUGCAUAGGAGACAGCUGCUAAGAUGCAGAAUUGCGGAGAGAUCUAUGGGAUCAGGGCUGCCAGACUGGGGGCUAAAGUAGUGCCUGCCAGCCAAAUUAAGCCCACGGCCACAUCAUCUCAAAAUAGCAAAGAGGUUAUGGUGAAAAUGGGAGUUGGUGCAAUACACUGGCAGGAACUAGGCAUCUUCUGAAUCUCACAGGGGCUGAAGUUUUUCCUUGGAGAGGUCAGAACACACUUCUGUGAAGUAUUAAAGUAAUUCUACAGCAAGAAAGAGGUGGAUUAUGUGUAUAAAUUAAGCAAAUGUGCGUGAUUUAGGAGGUUCUGGGAAUGCAAUUGCUUCUCUCCAUGCCUCCAGCAAAGUUUCAUAGCAUAAAUAGAACAAAGACAGAUUUCUUUUUAUCACAA